ACUUCCGCCCAGGUGAGGCAGGGCGGACACCGAUCCCGCCCGCCCGCUUCGGACUCCCACCCGCGCACCACCGGAUCAGGUUUCUUUAAAAGUGAUUGAAAAGAAAUAAUUCAAAAUGCCAGAAAAUCCGUCUACAGAUAAACUUCAGGUCUUGCAAGUUCUUGAGCGCCUGAAAAGUAAAUUACAAGAAAAGGGCGACACAUCACAGAAUGAGAAGCUGUCUAUGUUUUAUGAAACACUAAAGAGUCCUCUCUUUAACCAGAUACUCACUCUUCAGCAGUCCAUCAAGCAACUAAAGGGGCAGCUCAGCCACAUACCCUCAGAUUGUUCAGCCAACUUUGAUUUUUCCAGGAAAGGUUUAUUAGUGUUCACAGAUAGUGCCAUAACUAGUGGGAGUGCCCAGAGGGCCUCUGCAUCUGGGUUAUUUCAUUGGGACUCUAAGUCAGGAAAUGAAGAAUUUAACUCAGUCAUUCAACAAAUGGCUCAGGGCCGGCAGAUUGAAUAUAUAGACAUAGAACGGCCUUUAACUGGAGGACUUGGAUUCAGUGUGGUCGCCCUUAGAAGUCAAAAUCUGGGAGAGGUCGAUAUCUUCGUGAAGGAAGUACAGCCAGGGAGUAUAGCAGAUAGGGAUCAAAGGUUAAAAGAAAAUGACCAAAUAUUGGCUAUUAAUCACACACCACUGGAUCAGAACAUUUCCCAUCAGCAAGCAAUUGCACUGUUGCAACAGACCUCUGGAUCUUUGCGUCUGGUUGUGGCCAGGGAACCAGUCCACACCCAAAAUAGUAGUUCUACCAGCCUAACCGAGACAAGUCUGCCUGAAACGGUUCACUGGGGUCAUAUUGAAGAUGUUGAGCUCAUUAAUGAUGGCUCUGGAUUAGGCUUUGGAAUAGUUGGUGGAAAAUCAAGUGGUGUGGUUGUGAGGACUGUAGUUCCUGGAGGACUAGCAGAUCGAGAUGGAAGACUCCAGACAGGGGACCACAUCUUGAAGAUUGGUGGCACAAAUGUGCAGGGAAUGACCAGUGAGCAGGUUGCUCAAGUGCUGAGGAACUGUGGGAAUUCGGUCAGGAUGCUCAUUGCAAGAGACCCAGUUGGUGAAGUUUUUGUAACCCCUCCUACUCCUACAGCCUUACCUGUUGCACUACCUGCUGUAGCCACUAGGAGCCCUAGUUGUGACAAUUCUCUUUUUGAAACUUAUGAUGUUGAACUCCUUAAACAAGAUGGACAGAGUCUUGGAAUUAGAAUUGUUGGCUAUGUUGGAAACGCUCACACAGGGGACGCUGCUGGGAUUUAUGUGAAAAGUAUAAUACCUGGCAGUGCUGCAUACCACAAUGGCCAAAUUCAAGUGAAUGACAAAAUAAUUGCUGUUGAUGGUGUGAAUAUUCAAGGUUUUGCCAACCAGGAAGUUGUUGAAGUGUUACGGAAUGCAGGACAAGUGGUUCACCUAACACUGGUUCGAAAGAAGACAGUCUCAUCUGUUCCUCUACUUGAAAGGCCCUUAGACAGAGGAACUGUUGUAGAACCACCGAAAACACCAAUCCUCUUUCUCCCUGGAGCAGUGGAAACAGAAACUAAUUUGGAUGAUGAAGCUAAUGAGGAAAUUAUAGAAAGCCUGGAUAGUUUGAAAAAUGACAAUGUGCAAGCUGUAGAAAAAUUGGAAAGAGCCCCAGACUCUCCUGAAAAUGAGUUGAAAUCCAGAUGGGAAAACCUAUUGGGCCAUGAUUAUGAAGUAAUGGUCGCUACUUUGGACACACAGAUUGCAGAUGAUGUCGAGUUACAGAAAUAUUCAAAGCUGCUGCCCAUUCACACUCUGAGACUUGGCAUGGAAUUGGAUUCCUUUGAUGGGCACCAUUAUAUCUCUUCAGUUGUACCAGGUGGUCCUGUUGAUACAUUGAACCUCCUACAACCAGAAGAUGAGCUGCUUGAGGUCAAUGGUGUACAGCUGUAUGGGAAAUCACGCCGAGAAGCUGUCUCCUUUCUUAAAGAAGUGCCACCCCCCUUCACCUUGGUUUGCUGUCGACGGUUAUGUGAUGAUGAGGCUUCUAUGGAUGAACCGAGGCCCAUGGAGGCCACUCUUGCUGAGAUGGAGGCUGACCAAGAUAGAGUUGUCAAUACUGAAGAAGAUGAUGAUGAUGGGGAAUUAGCACUAUGGUCUCCUGAAGUCAAGAUCGUUGAACUAGUAAAAGAUCAUAAAGGCUUGGGAUUCAGCAUUUUGGAUUAUCAGGACCCCUUGGAUCCCACAAGAUCAGUGAUUGUGAUUCGUUCCCUGGUGGCGGAUGGUGUCGCAGAAAGAGGUGGAGAACUGUUACCUGGAGAUCGCCUGGUCUCUGUCAAUCAGUACAGUGUGGACAACACCACACUGGCUGAAGCUGUGCAAGUGCUGACCUCCGUACCACCAGGUGUGGUGCGCCUGGGCAUCUGUAAGCCUUUGGUGGAAGAUAAUAAAGAAGAAGGAAGUCAGUAUAUUUUACAUUUAAACAAUAAUGAAGACAAGCCUGAACUUCCAGAAACAAUUUCUGAUAUAAAUUCAUCUUUAAUACUUGAAGCACCCAAGGGAUUUAGAGAUGAACCCUAUUUCGAAGAAGAACUUGUGGAUGAACCAUUUCUAAAUUUGAGGGGCUCUUUUCACUCUCAACAAAAAGAGAUGGAUGACAACCAGGAAGCCUGGGAGAUGCGUGAAUUUUUUAAUCCUAGAGUGCAGGAAGCGAGUGAAGAAAGAGAAAUGCUUGUUGAUGAAGAAUAUGAGAUGUAUCAGAAUUGCUUGCAGUCAAUGGAGCUCUAUGCCCCAUCGCACAUUCAAGAGGCUGCUCCUGUGCCCUCCAUGAAGGAGCUUCACUUUGGUACACAGUGGUCACAUGACGGAGAACCACCUGAGCCCCCAGAAACAAGAUCCAUGAUGAGAGUAUAUUCCCAAGAGACACCACAGUAUGACUAUGGCCCUGAAGAGAUGAUGAAAGAAAGUUUUGGCAUCGAUUCCUUACCCUCCAUCCCCUCAACUGAAGGAAACAGUCAACAAGGCAGAUUUGAUGAUCUGGAAAAUCUCGAUUCAUUAACAAAGAGCAGUCUGGAUUUAGGCAUGCUCUCUCCAAAUGAUGUCCCAGGUCCCGGCCUGCUUGUUGAACUUCCUUCUGUGGUACAAAGAAGGGAGCAAGAAGAUUUGCCUUUAUACCAGCUCCCCAGAACUCAAGUUUCCAGGACCUCCACCUACACAGGAAUGUUAUCUUCCAGAUAUGCCACUGCUGCAUGUGACUUACCUGAGAGAGAAGAAGGUGAAGGAGAAGAAACUCCAAACUUCAGCCACUGGGGUCCACCAAGAAUUGUUGAGAUCUUUAGAGAACCUGAUGUGUCUCUUGGUAUUAGUAUUGUUGGUGGUCAGACUGUUAUCAAACGCCUCAAGAAUGGAGAGGAACUUAAAGGUAUAUUUAUCAAACAAGUUUUAGAAGAUAGUCCAGCAGGAAAAACAAAUGCUCUCAAAACCGGAGAUAAAAUUCUUGAGGUAUCCGGAGUAGAUUUGCAGAAUGCCUCACACAAAGAUGCAGUUGAGGCCAUUAAGAAUGCAGGAAAUCCUGUGGUGUUCGUUGUCCAGAGCUUGUCAUCUGCUCCAAGAGUCAUUCCUAACAUACAAAAAAAAGCCAAUAAAACCACUAGUAACCUUGACCAAGACACCCCGGAAAAAAAAGAAAAGAGACGUGGAACUGCACCACCUCCAAUGAAGCUGCCACCCCCCUAUAAAGUUCCAUCCGGUGACAAUGAUGAAAGUGAUGAAGAGUGUGCAUUUACCAACAAAAAAAUCAGACAACGAUAUGCAGAUCUGCCUGGAGAAUUGCACAUUAUUGAACUUGAAAAAGAUAAGAAUGGGCUGGGACUCAGUCUUGCCGGUAAUAAAGAUCGGUCACGUAUGAGCAUAUUUGUGGUGGGAAUUAACCCAGAAGGACCUGCUGCCAUGGAUGGGCGAAUGCGUAUUGGUGAUGAACUCUUAGAGAUCAAUAAUCAAAUCCUAUAUGGAAGAAGUCACCAAAAUGCAUCUGCCAUUAUUAAGACUGCCCCAUCAAAGGUCAAACUGGUUUUUAUCAGAAAUGAAGAUGCAGUCAAUCAGAUGGCCGUCACUCCUUUUGCAUUAUCCUCAAGUUCUCCAUCUUCUAUUGAGGAUCAGAGCGGUGCUGAGCCUGUCAGCAGUGAGGAAGACGGCAGUCUUGAAUUUGGCAUUAAACAGUUGUCUGAAAGUGAAAGCUGCAGACUGGAGGACAUCUCACAGGAUGUUGAUUCAGAGCUGGCAGACCAGCAGCAGUCUCUGGAGGGCCCAGCUGACAAUGCUGUCAGCCAGAUGAAACAGCAGAAACAUUCAAUAAAGGUCUCCGUCAGCUCACAAGAGAUACAAUUAGCACCAAGUCCAUCAAGCCCUUCAACAGAUGCAGACUAUACAGGUUAUGGUGGCUGUCAGCCUCCUCUGUCAGUGGACCCUGCAACAUGCCCCAUUGUCCCUGGCCAAGAAAUGAUUAUAGAAAUAUCCAAGGGACGUUCAGGGCUUGGUCUCAGCAUCGUGGGAGGAAAAGACACACCCUUGGAUGCUAUAGUUAUACAUGAAGUCUAUGAAGAAGGAGCAGCAGCCAGAGAUGGAAGACUUUGGGCUGGAGACCAGAUAUUAGAGGUCAAUGGGGUGGACCUGAGGAGUGCCAGCCACGAAGAAGCCAUCACAGCCCUGAGGCAGACUCCCCAAAAAGUGCGACUGGUGGUGUAUAGAGAUGAGGCACACUACAGGGACGAGGAGAACUUGGACAUCUUCCCUGUGGAUCUGCAGAAGAAGGCUGGCCGAGGAUUGGGUCUCAGCAUCGUUGGGAAACGAAAUGGAAGUGGCGUGUUUAUUUCUGACAUCGUGAAAGGUGGCGCUGCAGACCUGGAUGGGAGAUUGAUUCAGGGAGAUCAGAUCUUAUCUGUGAAUGGGGAGGACAUGAGAAGCGCCUCACAGGAGACUGUGGCCACUGUCCUCAAGUGUGCACAGGGGCUUGUACAGCUAGAGAUUGGAAGACUCCGAGCUGGCUCCUGGACCGCGUCAAGAAAGACAUCACAGAACAGUCAGGCGAGUCACCACAGCAACUUUCCUCCCUCCAUUGCUCCCGUCAUCAACAGCUUGCAAAACUUGGUGGGCACAAAAAGAGCUUCAGAUUCUUCCCCCCAAAAUUCAGGCACAGAUAUGGGACCCAGGACUGUUGAGAUAAUCAGGGAGCUCAGUGAUGCCCUGGGAAUCAGCAUUGCUGGAGGAAAAGGAAGUCCCUUAGGAGAUAUCCCAAUAUUUAUUGCCAUGAUUCAGGCCAGUGGCGUGGCAGCACGUACACAGAAGCUUAAAGUUGGAGAUCGGAUUGUCAGCAUUAAUGGGCAGCCUUUGGAUGGGCUGUCUCACGCCGAUGUGGUUAAUCUGCUGAAGAACGCCUACGGGUGCAUUACCCUGCAGGUUGUAGCAGAUACCAAUAUAAGCGCUAUAGCAACUCAGCUCGAAAGCAUGUCUACCGGCCACCAUCUCGGUCCACCCACUGCUGACCACCCCCCAGAAGACACCGAAACACCUCCACCUAAGAUUAUUACUUUGGAGAAAGGCUCUGAAGGAUUGGGGUUUAGUAUUGUAGGGGGUUUUGGAAGUCCCCAUGGAGACCUGCCAAUUUAUGUCAAGACUAUAUUUGCAAAGGGAGCAGCUGCAGAUGAUGGCCGAUUGAAGCGGGGUGAUCAGAUUUUAGCUGUUAAUGGCGAGCCCCUGGAAGGUGUUACUCAUGACCAAGCUGUGGCCAUUUUAAAACGCCAGAGGGGGACUGUAAUCCUAACCGUGCUGUCAUGAGCUUGUGUCCUGAUCACAAGACAGAUAUUGUUGUAGCAUGUCAGUAGGAAGAUGGAAGUUCUGAAAGAGAAUGAGAAGCAACCUCAACUGAAAUGCACCUUCCUUCUUUCCACCCCACGCCCUCUGCUCAGGAGAGGUGGCUGGGGUGUUGUGUAAAUUUUCCAAAUCAACUGCCACCUUCCUAGUGUUUCCCAGCUUCAGUCACUUCCUACUGAGGUUAAUUACUAAAAUUAACUUGAAUGAGUCUUGCAUAUUUUGCAUUUAACAUCGUUGCUUAUCAACUAGAAGUAACAGGUUUUGAUCACCUUUGCUGAAACUGGAUGAACAACCUCCCACUCCUUAUGCUCUUCUCUCCCGGUUGCUGCUGACCCAGAGGCCUGCCAGCAAUCUCAGCUCUCAUCCAAUGAACAGAAACAAAUGUUAAGCACCUUGUCAUUGCACUCAUGAUUUACUUAUGCUAAUUCUCUUCAAGUACACCCAAAAACAUUAGCAGUGUAAUUAACUUACCAGUGAGCCCCAUGAUGAAAUACAAAAAUCCUCCCUUGGGAAAUUACUCUGCUCUCUUCUGUAUGACUUAUAGUCAAAUAAGUCUCAAAUUCAUUUCUCUGGGUGGAUCUUUAUAAGUUAGUCAUUGGUGACUAUGAUGAGUCAACUUGAAGACUGUCAUCUAAAACUUCUGAAAUGCUUUAUUGUUUCCUUGGCUACAUAAAUGGCAUGCCACUGGGCGAAUGCACCUUAUUCACAACAGGAAUAAUUAGCAUCUAUGAAUUCUAGCAGUGCUAAAUUAUAGUCAAGUCUGGAAAGCCAAUGGCAUCACAGCAAGUAAGCAUUACCCUUACCCUUCAGUCUUCAAAAAAGAAGUGGAAAGUACAAAGGUCAGCAAGUUUUGCCUCAAGUCAGAAAAGUCUUGGGUGGCCUUGACCUUGCACAGAGUACAGUGACAAUUUACUCAUCCUUCCCCUGGACUCCAUUACCAGAUCAGUCAGCAACACCAACUUCAGGAACAUAAUGGGGCAGCUCACUGGGCCUGAGUGCCCAAGCAAAUGACGUGAGCCUAGAACCAGUGAUGGGAAUGCUCAGCUAAUGUUCCCCGUGCUCCAGAGAGCUUCCCCCAGGCUGCAGUUUUGCACAGUAACAUAGCAACAACAGCAGAAAUUACUGCAAGACUAAACUCCACCCACACCAGCUAGGGGUAUCUUAUUCAGGUAUUAGGAAGAAAAGGAGGUCCUUGUAAUGAAGGCAAUAGGUUCUUCUCUAAAUAAAAUGUGCCAUGAAAAAUGAGUACCAGGAUUAGUACUAGAAAUUAGUUUGGCAUUCUUAACUAAAACACAAUGCUGUAAAUGGUUCACAGAAAUCAUCAAAAUGCAAUGGGCUCUACCUUAAAAUGUUAUUUAAUAAGUAUAGAUUUUAAUUCAGAAUUAUCUUUGAGUAGAUGUAAUCACAAAGUGCAUUAACCCUUGCUGGAAUACUUUGUGGCUAUUCCAAAGUAAAGGGUGCCUAAAUUUUCUGUUAAAACUGUCUUUCAUGACUGGCAUUACGUUUUCUGAAAUUAAACAUGGCUUAUGAAAUGUUUGAUGUGUCCAAGAUAGGUAGAGUUGUUAAGAUCUUGUCUAUCAGUGCUUGAGAAGUUACCAAGUUCAGAAUGUUCUGUUGUUCUGUUCACUGUAUAUGCAAGAACAACUCAGGCAACCAAGAAGAAAGGAAGCUCAAAUAAACCUUGAAAAUGCACCUUUAAAUAAUAUAUAUAUACUUUUAAAAUGUGAUUCUGGUUGAUUUUGAUGGACUGGCCAUUAAAUACAAGUUUUGAAAUAAUACAUAGUUCGGGGUUUCUUUAUUACUC
This is a messenger RNA of Condylura cristata (star-nosed mole), 7664 nucleotides long. RefSeq names its product InaD-like (Drosophila) (gene PATJ). The transcript has 45 exons. Gene Ontology annotation, molecular function: protein binding. The record is from RefSeq and is a predicted model, not a curated record. The coding region runs from base 116 to 5824 and encodes 1902 amino acids. NCBI's taxonomy places the organism in Eukaryota, Metazoa, Chordata, Mammalia, Eulipotyphla, Talpidae.